AUGGCGGCGAGAGGCGGCAGGAACGGGCUUCUGGAGAAAUGGAAAAUUGACGACAAGCCAGUAAAAAUUGACAAAUGGGACGGAUCUGCAGUUAAAAACUCCUUGGAUGAUGCAGCCAAAAAGGUCCUCCUGGAGAAAUACAAGUAUGUUGAAAACUUCUCCCUCAUCGAUGGCCGCCUCAUCAUCUGCACCAUCUCUUGCCUCUUCGCCAUUGUGGCCUUGGUGUGGGAUUACUUGCACCCAUUCCCCGAAUCAAAACCCGUUCUGGCCUUUUGCGUGUUCACCUAUUUCCUGAUGAUGGGGGUCCUCACCAUUUAUACCUCAUACAAAGAGAAGAGCAUUUUCCUUGUGGCCCACAGAAAGGAUCCCACUGGGAUGGACCCCGAUGACAUCUGGCACCUCUCGUCCAGUCUCAAACGGUUUGAUGACAAGUACACCCUGAAGAUCACCUUCAUCAGUAGCAAGAGCAAGCAGCAGCGGGACGCCGAGUUCACCAAGUCGAUAGCCAAAUUCUUCGAUGAUAACGGCACAUUAGUCAUGGACAUGUUUGAACCCGAGGUCUCCAAACUCCAUGACAGUUUGGCUGCUGAGAAGAAAACAAAGUAA
Staurois parvus is the source of this 606-nucleotide messenger RNA. Lineage: Eukaryota; Metazoa; Chordata; Amphibia; Anura; Ranidae. The record is from the annotation of a GenBank genome assembly.